Messenger RNA from Adineta ricciae, 2721 nucleotides. The record is from the annotation of a GenBank genome assembly. Lineage: Eukaryota; Metazoa; Rotifera; Eurotatoria; Adinetida; Adinetidae.
AUGUUGAGUUUGUGGUUGAGAAUUUUACUAGUAAUUCAAGUUUUAUCACAACUUGCGGAUACAAUAUGGCCUCCAUCGAAUCUGUCAAAUAUUCGAUUGAUUGGUCUUUUCCCUGAUCAGUACAAUUCGUCUAAGGCAACACCAUUAUCCGUUCAUUCACGUGCCAUGUUUCAAGCAGCUGUUACACUUGCACAACAGUCUAACAUGACAGUUGAGGGAAAAUCCAUCGGUUAUGAGUCGUUUCUAACCAACGGUGAUGGAAUAUAUGCGCUUGCUGACACAUGCCGUGCAUUGAAUGACUCGAACAUAGUCGGUGUCAUUGGACCAGGUUAUUCUCGAGAAUCUCAUAUAAUCAGUCCGUUUGCUGACAAGUUGGGUUUUCCUGUUGUAUCAUAUGCUUCGACUGAUCCUUCCCUAUCAGACAGGCAGGCAUAUCCUGCGUUCUAUCGAACUGUACCGUCCGAUAACAUUGCUGCUGUAACCAUUGCAAAAUUGUUCGUUCGAUUUAAUUGGGCGCGAUGUAUCAUUAUCUACCAGAAUGAUGCUUUCGGAUCGGGUGGUAUGAGUGCUAUCAGUGAUGCGUUUGAUAAAUACAACCUGACAGUAUCUGAUACGAUUGUAUUCGACAUUGCAACACAAUCUGUUCGUGGUAGUUUAAAGCCAAUUCUGACGAAAAAUUCAGCACGAAUCAUCAUCCUGUGGGCAAUCGAUGUCUACGCCACAAUAGUUUUAAAUAAUGCACUUCGUGCUGAUGUUCUUGGUCCUCAAUUCACUUGGAUAUUAAGUGCGAAUAUUCGAUUGAGCGAAUUCGAUUCGGUGUAUUAUCCAAACUUAAAUGGAAUGUUAGUUGUUGAGCCGGUCGUUGGUAGUGUUGUCAGUGCGCCAAUCAAUAAUACAUUAUUAAAUUUGGCUUACAGCCUAUGGCAAGAAUAUGAACCUGAGACUUUUCCUGGCGCAGCAAAUGUCGAUUAUUAUGCUCUAUUUGCAUUCGAUGCAGCUUGGUUGCUAAUUACAUCAUUGCAGCAAUUAUGUUUAACAAACACGGUAGAUUAUUCACCCUGUAUUCAAUAUAUCGGCAAUGACUUCUGCUUCGAUCGGCGUUUUAUCAAUUCAACUGCCUUAUUUAAUAUUGUUAAUAGUAUGAAAUACCUCGGUGUGUCCGGCGCAAUACAAUUUGCAAAUGAUACAACUGAUCGUAUAGAUGGGAUUUAUUAUGUGAUGAAGAAUAUUCAAUUAUUCACUAAAGGUAUCGAUGCUGUGCCUGUAAUGGUGUGGUCUUAUGAGAACGACUGGGCUCUGUAUUCAUCGACCAGUGUUAUUAUUUGGCCAGGAAAUUCGUUGACUACACCGACCGGCUAUGCAUCGCUUAGCGGUGUUAAUUUGCGUAUUGCAGUUAUUGAGACAGCACCGUUCACAAUGAUCACACAAUCGACGGAUACUUCGGGUGUGACCAGAAAUAAAUUAAUUGGCUACAUGCCGGAUUUAAUCGAACUAUUGCGAGUUCGAAUGGGUUUUAUUCCAAACAUAACACUGACGGUUAAUCGAACGUUUAAUCAAGUUAUUGAUGCUGUUGCUCGAGAUGAAUUCGAUAUAUUUGUUGCUCAAACAACCAUAACUGCUCUUCGCACACAAAAAGUUGGCUUCUCCGAUUCAAUAUUUGACAAUUCUCUGCGUGUUAUCAUUCGAAAAGAUUUAAAUCCAAAUAUCAGUUUAUUUUCAUACUUAACGCCCUUCUCAAUCAAACUCUGGUUCACUUUACUAGCUGCUUGUAUCUAUGCUGGCUUUCUAUUUGGACUCAUCGAACGAGAAAUAAAUCCAGCCUUACGAAACAAAUCAAUAUUCUCUCAAAUCGGAUUGAGUCUGUGGUACUCAUCCGGAACGAUUGUCGGCUACGGUGUCGACUUUCAUGCGACAACAGCAGCAGGGAGAGUUGUUACGAUUGCUUUGUAUAUUUUAAGUUUAGUGUUAGUUGCUGCCUAUACGGCUAACUUAGCAUCUGAUUUAACAAUUGCUAAAUCGAAAGAUAUUAUCGAUGGAAUUGAAGAUAUUAAAAAUGGUCGAUUAGCAUUCAGCCGUAUCGGCAUAUUAGUCGGUUCAUCGCUCGAAGAAUACUAUCUACGGGAAAUUUCAGGAGGAAUUAAGAAUUAUUAUCCAAUAAUGUUGAAACAAGAGAUCUACGAUGGUCUGUUGAAUAACGUUAUUGAUGCAUCGAUUAUGGACUCUGGUGUGUUGGAAUAUGUGACAAAUAAUAUCUAUUGUAAUCUGACAUUGGUCGGAAAAGAUUUUGAGCCGAGUGCGUUCGGAAUUGUAUUUCAGAAAGGUUGGCAAUACGAACAAAUUCUAGAUAUUAAUAUCUUAGGAUUGAGAGAAGCAGGUACAUUGGAAGACUUGAGAAAGAAAUGGUUUGAAGCAAAGUAUUGUUCUCAAGUUGGAGAAACAUCGCAAGCAAUGAGUAUUGAAUCUAUGGUUGGAUUGUUCAUUACAUUUGGUGUGAUUAGCACUAUAGGGUUAAUAGGAUUUUUAUGGAAGAAGAGAUUUGUGAUUCGAAAUUUCAUCGUCAAGUUAAAAGAACGUGAGAAGUCAUCAUCGAGGGAAUCGAUUAAAAUUUCAAGAGACGAUAUUACUGCGCCAGAAGUGGUGAUUAAAGUACCUCUGGAUGAAGAUAUUACAAUGACAGAAGAUGUGAAAAUAAGUUUAGAAGAUGAAACUGCAUCAAAAUGA